AUGGGCGCCCGCCGGGGCCUGGGGCUCCUGCUGGCGGCCGGCGCCGUCCUCGCCCUCCGCCUCCCGGGCUCCGGGAAGGGGUGGAGGGGUCUGACGGGUCUUUCCUGUGCCCUCCCAGGUGCCCAGCAAAGUGCCACGGUUGCCAACCCGGGUCUGGGAGGCUCCCAGGACCUGCUGCCCCACUUCCUGGAGGAGCCCGAGGACGUGUACAUCGUCAAGAACAAGCCAGUCACCCUGGCGUGCAAGGCCUAUCCUGCCACGCAGAUCUACUUCAAGUGCAACGGGGAGUGGGUGAACCAAGCGGAUCAUGUCACCGAGCGCAGUGUGGAGAAGAGCAGCGGCCUGCCCCUGAUGGAGGUGAGGAUCGACAUCUCUCGGCAGCAGGUGGAGAAGAUCUUCGGGCUGGAGGACUACUGGUGCCAGUGUGUGGCCUGGAGCACCUCGGGUACCACCAAGACCCAGAAGGCCUACGUGCGGAUCGCCUAUCUGCGCAAGAAUUUUGAACAAGAGCCACUGGCCAAGGAGGUCUCCCUGGAGGAGGGCAUCGUGUUGCCUUGCCGGCCCCCCGAGGGUGUCCCCCCGGCCGAGGUGGAGUGGCUGCGGAAUGAGGACACGGUGGACCCGGCGGCCGACCCCAACCUGUACGUGACCCUGGAGCACAGCCUGGUGGUGCGGCGGGCCCGCCUCGCCGACACGGCCAACUACACCUGCGUCGCCAAGAACAUCGUGGCCAGAAGACGCAGCUCCACCGCCGCCGUCACUGUGUACGUGAACGGGGGAUGGUCCACCUGGACGGAGUGGUCAGCCUGCAGUGCUCGCUGCGGGCGGGGCUGGCAGAAACGGAGCCGCAGCUGCACCAACCCCGCUCCUCUCAACGGCGGGGCCUUCUGUGAGGGCCAAAACGUCCAGAAAACAGCCUGCAGCACCCUGUGCCCAGUAGACGGAGGCUGGAGCGGGUGGAGCCUGUGGUCGACGUGCGGGCUGGACUGCACCCGCUGGAGAAGCCGCGAGUGUUCGGACCCGGCCCCCCGCAAUGGCGGGGAGGGCUGCCAGGGCGCCGACCUGGACGCCCACAACUGCACCAGCGACCUCUGCGUCCACACGGGGGCCUCGGGCGGCGAGGACGUAGCCCUGUACGUGGGGCUGCUGGCCGUGGCGGUGUGCCUGGCCCUCCUCCUGCUCGUGGCAGUCCUGGUGUACUGCCGCAAGAAGGACCGCCUGGACGCGGACGUGGCCGACUCGUCCAUCCUGACCUCCGGCUUCCAGCCCGUCAGCAUCAAGCCCACCAAGGCCGACAACUCCCACCUGCUGACCAUCCAGCCGGACCUGAGCACGGCCACCAUGACCUACCAGGGCACCCUCUGCCCCCGCCAGGACAGCCCCGCGCACAAGUUCGCGCUGGCCAACGGACACCUGCUCAGCCCCCUGGGCGGUGGCCGCCACACCCUGCACCACAGCUCGCCCGCCACCGAGGCCGUGGACCUGGUCACCCGGCUGUCCAGCCAGACCUACUUCCGCUCCCUGCCCCGAGGGGCCAGCAACAUGGCCUACGGGACCUUCAACUUCCUGGGGGGGCGGUUGAUGCUCCCCAACACAGGGAUCAGCCUCCUCAUCCCUCCAGACGCGAUCCCCCGGGGGAAGAUCUAUGAGGUGUAUCUGACCCUGCACAAACAGGAGGACGUGAGGCUGCCCCUAGCCGGCUGCCAGACGUUGCUGAGCCCCAUCAUAAGCUGCGGGCCACCUGGCGUGGUGCUCACCCGACCCGCCAUCCUGGCCAUGGACCACUGCGUGGAGGCCGGCCCUGACAACUGGAGCCUCCGCCUGAAGAAGCAGUCCUGUGAAGGCUCCUGGGAGGACGUGUUGCAUCUGGGCGAGGAAGGGUCCUCCAGCCUGUAUUACUGCCAGCUGGAAGCCCAAGCCUGCUACGUCUUCACUGAGCAGCUGGGCCGCUUUGCCCUGGUGGGCGAAUCUCUGAGCACGUCGGCCGCCAAGCGCCUCAGGCUGGUGCUCUUCGCCCCCACGGCCUGCACCUCGCUGGAGUACCACAUCCGGGUCUACUGCCUCAAUGACACCCAGGACGUCCUCAAGGAAGUGAUCCAGAUGGAAAAGCAGACGGGAGGUCAGCUAAUCGAGGAGCCGCGGGUCUUACACUUCAAGGACAGCUACCACAACCUGCGGCUCUCCAUCCACGAUGUGCCCAGCUCCCUGUGGAAGAGUAAACUCCUCGUCAGCUACCAGGAGAUCUCCUUCUACCACAUCUGGAGCGGGGCACAGCCAUAUCUGCAAUGCACCUUCACCCUGGAGCGCUUCAGCGCCAGUACCAGCGACCUGGCCUGCAAGAUCUGGGUCUGGCAGGUGGAGGGGGACGGACAGAGCUUCAACGUCAACUUCAACAUCGCUAAGGACACACGGUUUGCAGAGCUGCUGGUCCCCGAGAGUGAAGCGGCGACCCCCGCCCUGGUGGGCCCCAGUGCCUUCAAGAUCCCCUUCCUCAUCCGCCAGAGGAUCAUCAGCAGCCUGGACGGCCCCGGGGCCCGCGGCGGGGGCGCCGACUGGAGAGCUCUGGCCCAGAAGCUGCACCUGGACAGCCACCUGAGCUUCUUCGCCUCCAAGCCGAGCCCCACGGCCCUGAUCCUGAGCCUGUGGGAGGCCCGCCAUUUCCCCCACGGGCACCUGAGCCAGCUGGCCGCCGCCGUGGCCGACCUGGGCCGGCAGGACGCCGCCCUCUUCGCCGUUUCCGAGGCCGAGUGCUGAGCCGUUUCGCCCCCCGGCCCGAGCGAGGGUAGGGGGGCGCCCACCGCGCAAACACCAGCCAUGGGAGAGAGAGCGGAGGGCACCUGUCAGGACUGGCACCGUCCCGUCUGCAUCGCUCCUCAACCCUCGCACGGGUAGCCCCCUGUCUCCGCAGGCCCCGGGGAGAGAGAAGCACGGUUUCGAGGGUCCAGGAGCGGCACCCCCCCACACACACCAAAAGCCAUGUCCCCGGGGGCGCCGGAGGGGGGGCACGGCCCUGCCCGGAGCCAGCGGGCACCACCGCGGUCGACUGGCCCGGGCCCACCCACGCCGCCCCUAUGGGAGUGAGCGGCGCAGACCCUCCCCACCCCAGAUACCGGGGCGGGGCCCCCUAACCUGGCCCUCUGCUCACCCCCUCCCCACCCACUAUUCAAGGGCGCCGGGGAAGAGGGGCAUGGUGCCCGGCCCGGGGGGUGCCGAGUACAAAGCUUGGCACCCCUAAUGCUACCUCUCCACCGCACGCCCUCUCUCUCUCUCUCACGCACACACACACUGUGUGGUCCCGGGUGGGAGGGAGAGUUGAGGGGGGGGGGUGGGGGGACAGCCACCCCCUUCCCUCCCCUCCCUCUCCAGAGCUGGGCAUUAUGCAAUGUUUCUAGGUCCGUUGGCCGAGAAGGAGGUGUGAGCCCACGCCCUUCCCCGCCUCCCCCUGCGCCCCCCAACUUCCCUUAUUUUCAGGUCCCUAGGGAGGGGCUCCUUCCUCUCCUCCCCUCCAUCCUAAAGCCUCAGCAAUGGGCCUGCAAGAUCCCAGAGCAAGGUAGGGUGACUCUGCGGCAGUCCAGGAGGGGAAGGGGGCAAGGCCCGGCCCCUAUCCCUCGCACACCCACCCACCCGCACACACCCCAGCUCCCCUGCCCUCCCCUCCUGCCCCAGGCCGUGCCCUCCGACCUUCCAGCACCGCAGCUGGCCCGCAGGCAAGUGCUGUGCCCGCGUGCCCUCCCCCGUCCCCUCCCUUCCCCUGCGCGAAGCGGGGAGAGGGUGUAUAUGCAAUGGGAGUCAUGCGUUGUACAUUGGCGAGUGUCCGUGUGCUGUGAGCUGUGUCUGUUUCUGGAGCCCGGCCGCUCCCAGGAACACGGCGUGUCGUGUAAAGAGCGUUUUUCUAAUUCUGUAUUCAAGUGCAUUCAAGUAUUAAACUUGGCCUUAUGUACAUACAUACUCAAUCCCGGGAGGAGGGUGUAUAGGAAUUUUAGUGGACAGGAAUGUAAAUAAAUUAUAUAUAUAUUGCUAA
Molecule: messenger RNA, 4021 nt
Organism: Ornithorhynchus anatinus (platypus)
Lineage: Eukaryota; Metazoa; Chordata; Mammalia; Monotremata; Ornithorhynchidae
Gene: UNC5A
Product: unc-5 netrin receptor A
Exons: 16
Coding region: 1-2754 (917 amino acids)
Biological process (GO): netrin-activated signaling pathway; anterior/posterior axon guidance
Cellular component (GO): membrane
Molecular function (GO): netrin receptor activity; protein binding
Source: RefSeq, a predicted model, not a curated record